AUGUACUUUAACUUUCGACUUGGUCGAGACGCUCAACAAACUACCAAGUGCAUUAAAUUUGCAUUGUCUGCCUUGAACCUUAGCUUCUGUUUUCUUGGAUUAUGGGGACAUCAGGCGUGGAACUACAUCCCCCGUUUUCUAAUCUGCGCUCUGGCCAUCUACAAGGUCUUCUUCUUGUCAUACAUCGACGUUUUCCAAAAGUGUGGAAGUUUUAACUACUCUUCAGAGGCAAUGAAGCUGGCCCUACGCCAUGGCAAUGUCAUUGGCAACAUCGACUUGACGAUAUUCGCAAUGGGAUCUAUCUUCUCAUAUCUUGUUUUUAUUGGUUGCUUUAUGGCAGCCAAACGCAAAGUGUCAGCCUUAGUGACGCCAUCACAGUUAAUAAGUAAAGACAUUGAAAAGAGAGGUACGUUCGUGUUAUUUCUUGCUUUGCUCAUUUCCACCCUGUUGUUACUUUGCUCAGCACUCCUGUAUUUUAAAAUACUUCAAGACAACUUGGUAAUUGAAGAAUCAUAUUGUAAAACGCUUGUGGCAACAGGAGAAGCGGCCAAGUUCUUAUUACACUGGGUGUCAGUCGUCACUUGUCACAUCUUCGCAGUCAGUUCAUUGGCACUUGGUAGGUUCAUUCAUUCUUUUUUAUUAUUCUCUUAAUAGCUGGGUUUAAAGCAUGCUGCUGCUGUGCUUAAGUGGUUUAACUCUAUAACGAAUGUAGGACGACUUGGUUUCAGACGUCGAAUAUAAAGCUGUUGCCUGUUUAUAAUUUAUGACUUGCGUUUUCAAGUCGUUUAAAAUAUUGUAUGGUUCUUUCACUCCCGGCUUUCACUUUGGCAAGCUGGGGCUAUAUCCCGUCACUGGACAAUUUCAACCCGAGUGACACAGGUGUCAGUGUGGAUUAGAGAAAACGUACCAUGUGGAUGAAAAAACAAAGCUAAGCAGCCCUUUAUAGUAGGCUUAAUUUACCUUGCAAAUAAAAUAAAAAUAUGCAUGUAUAUGUAGACUACGAGUAGUCCCACAUUUUUCCUCAGAGAUAGUAGAGCGAGCGAAACGCAAGCGAGCGUGAAAAUCACCCCACGCGAGAAGAAGCGACACUCCCUCUCCCCGCCGCUUGGCAGACUACUCGUAGUCUAAUGUAUAUGUGGUGGCUCUUUGUUGCGAAUCAUAAUAAAUAAAUAAAUAAAUAAAUAAAACAAAUCAAAACAAGCAGAAAUAACAUUUAAUAAUAACUACAUCGAAUUAAAGAAUUUUCAUUUCUAUAUAUUCUAACGUUACACUGGCAUAUUGGUACAAUGUAAGACGAUUACCCAGCCCUGAAUCUAUGGUCUAACAACAGAUCCUUUUCUUUCUUUAAUUUUUAUGCAGGGACUUUUGUGGAGGACGCCCUCAGAAUCAUCCGAGAGCUUCAAGACGGGACCCUUGAUGACGUCAUUAGAAUUCACGAAGACCUAUGCACAGUAGUUUUUAGCACCGUAUCAGCCUACAGUGUUUGGUUCGUAAUUCACUGGUUCACUUACGCUGCAGGCGUUCUCUUAUUUAUCAUUUGGGUAUCUACUGAAGUUGAACAACUCUUGCGGAACGGGAUUGGAAUUCCCACAGUUGUCUUGGUUUAUGAUGGAGUUAUCCUUGUUUGUCUUGUUUAUUUGUUUUUACUUCCUUGUGUAUGUGCUGCUAGAAUUACAAGCGGUUGUGCUGGUAAGGUGAAGAUAAAUAGAAGAUAUAUAUAUUUUUUCAUGCAACCCACCUACCCCUGGCCUAAACCAAUAUCAUCACUUGCUUCUCGCUUAGGGCAAAAUGUUGUCUUAGGGGAGGGGUAGGUGGGCAGUUUCCGUAGUUUCUUAGCUUUUUUAGGUGUUGCGGACGGGUGCAAUCAGCAAAUGACGUUAUACAAAAGAUUAAAAAGACAAUACCCACACAACAACACACAAGCCAACCAACAAUGGUUUCUGCAGCAGCAAAAUACACCCAAGAGAGUCAACUAAAAGGCGUAAAGAAAGACAGGGACGAAUGCUCCGUUUCAGUCUAAUAAUGUAAAUUCCCCGUUGCUAAUGUUUACUAAACCUGCAGCGAUAAUAUAAUGCUAUAAAGAAUAGCACUAUGAUAAAUUAGCAGUAGGAUAAAAGCAAUAAUAUUUGCUUGCGAGUAGGAAUUUUAUGCUUUCUUCUCCUGGCUUUCAUUUUGAGUAAUGCGUUCUGAUGGUGUGACAUCAUCCGGGUGAAUGCCAAGGGGUCAGGGCAGUUCAUUUGAUUGUUAGCCCCUGUUAGUUAGUUGUGUUACGAGUGCCGAUAUCUAUCGAUAUCGAGGCUAUCAGCUAGCUCUUCUACUCCGAGUGCUAGAAGAAAGAAUAGCACUUUAACUAGAGGUAAUCAUUGAUUAGAGAUCCCGCGUUCGUCACUUACGGAAACGAAAUCGAGUCGAAAGGAGUCCAGUUUCCUGGCCCGCGAGAUGCCCCUGAUAAAAUUAAUAGGGGGCGGCUAAUUUGCAGUCGCCCGUGAUAGCUCGAAAAGUUCUGCCUUAGUGCCACAGGAACACCAGAUUAGGAUGCGUUCUGACCGUGAAAGUGAUAAAUUAACAGUAGGAUAAAGUGAAUAGUGGUUAAGACGAUUAGCUUCAAAACUUGUCAUGAAGCGGCUGUACCAUGUUUUCAAUUCUAACGUUAGCUUUUACUUUUGCUUUGAAGGAAUCUACGAAAAAAUUAACAGCACCACAUCUUCUGACUGGAAUGAAGGCCAUCCUUUCAGGGAUCGCAGAAACAUCGCUUUAUUCAUUACGUACGCAAAAGAAAGGCGGUGCGGAUUCAGAGUCGGAAGAAUGACGUUUAAUACUUCUUUGGCGUGGAUCUCUUUCUUUUUUGGGCUCACGGCUUUGUUGUAUCACUUGUUUUAGCAUCAAGACAACGACAUUACUUGCUUUAGUUUAUGUAAAGCUAUUUUGUCUAUUAGAUCUAAGGAUCCCUGGAAGUUAAGUGUCUAUAAACGGAGAUAACUACAUAGUACUCUCUUUUUCAUAAGAAUGUUUAUUUUCAUGCCGAAGCUGUUGACGAUGUUCUAAUGUUUCUGCCGUCACUUAAGGUUGAAAAUAUUUUUGUGAACAUUUUUAUCGCGAAGCAUUGUAAUUGCAGUUUUAAUAGACCAGGACCAGUAAUGAAACUUAUUACUGUGCUGUGAACCUAUGAAUGAAUGAAUUUCACGGGUUAAGAUGAACUCAACAAAUUGGCCUGCUUCCAGUGUAUGGGUCUUCCUGAGCUCAGUUGUUAGAGCACUGCAGUGUUAAAGUACAGGCCAUGGGCUCGAAUCCUGUUGAAGUCCCGUAAAUUUUCGGGUUAAUCUGCAAUUGCUUCUAGUAAAUAGCAAUUACCACUGCGACGAUCAUAUCUUCGUUUAAAUUUGCAUUUCCGUUGUGCACAUCACCUUCAUUCUAUGAUGAAAAUUGUAAUUUCCAGAAUGGGCUCCUGGAAGGUAUUGUUCCUCAACUGCAAGUAUAAUUUUGAUUUGUAAAAUCUGGAGUCCUUCUCAAUUUGAUUGCUAAAUGAAAAGUCUAUCUAAAGUUGCAAAAGCUUGGAAGCCUCAGAGAAAGAAGGAACUGAUAAGAAGGAAAAAAGUAAUGAAGAAGCCAGGUUUGAAUAUUUAAUGUUUUACUGACACUUGCGGGUUAGGAAAUAGUUUAAUUGGGUCUUUUCAAGUUACCCUGUGUCUUACUUAAUAUGAUCUAAUAUGUGCUCUGCAAAAUAUAUCGCCGUAGGAUUUCAGAGGCCACCUCCUGUUUCGUAACUAAGCAACCACCAUUAGUUUAACUACUCACCCAGUUCGUCCACGCCAAAGACCUCUCUGACAGUGUUAGCUUGGUUUAACCUUCUGGAAAUGACUAAGGGAAC
Porites lobata is the source of this 3868-nucleotide messenger RNA. The record is from the annotation of a GenBank genome assembly. NCBI's taxonomy places the organism in Eukaryota, Metazoa, Cnidaria, Anthozoa, Scleractinia, Poritidae.